Molecule: messenger RNA, 996 nt
Organism: Saccharomycodes ludwigii
Lineage: Eukaryota; Fungi; Ascomycota; Saccharomycetes; Saccharomycodales; Saccharomycodaceae
Gene: WSS1
Product: metalloendopeptidase WSS1
Exons: 1
Coding region: 1-996 (331 amino acids)
Source: RefSeq, a predicted model, not a curated record
AUGCCCAGAAAAGGUAGAGCUAAAGUGGUAGUAGAUCCACAGCAGAAAAGAGAAACGAGACUGCAACAUUCUAAAAGAUUAGGAUUAACAAAUAAAAACCCAUUGAUAACACAUAUAGCAGCGCUAAACAGGGGGAACCCGCGUAAAGAUGAUUCUCUAAAAUUGUUAUAUGAAAUAGCUCAUAAGGUUUCCUAUAUAAUGAAACAGCAAAGUUUUAGGGUUGGUCAAUUAGUAGAAUUUUACCCCAGUAAUAAGGCAUUAUUAGGAAUGAAUGUUAAUAGGGGUGCAAGGAUCUUAAUUCGAUUAAGAUAUCCUAACGAUCCUCAUAGUUUUUUACCGCUGGAAUCACUAGUCGGAACCAUGUUGCAUGAAUUAACUCAUAAUCUGUUUGGUCCUCAUGACUCCAAAUUUUAUUCUAAAUUAGACUCACUAUCUAGUGAACAAUGGAUUAUUGAGCAAAAAGGACUAUAUAAUACUUUUUUAGGUGAUGGUAUAAGAUUGAGUACUUUUAGUGUUACUGAUUUGACGAAUUAUAAUAAAUUAGGUAGUGCUAGAAUCAGUACUACUAAUGGUCCCAGAGUAUUGGGCAAUAAUAAUACUAAGGAUCACGCUCACAAAACGCAUACUAAAACACCAAGACAAAUGGCAGCUAUUGCUGCUGAACGAAGAUCAUAUGAUAAUAAAUGGUGUAGAGACACCAAUACGCAUUCCAUCAAUAAAAUGGAACAUGAAGUGACAAAUCCUGGUUUGAAAAUUAUAGAUUUGACAGAACUAGACGAAAAAGACGGACAUGGACAAAAUAGAAAAGGUAAAAGUCACGAUGUACAAGAAAAAAAAAUUGAAAAUAAAGCGCUCAUUAGACAUGAUCAUGUGAAUACUUACAUAGAAAUUAGUGAUAAUGAUGACAAUACAGCUGAUAAAAAUCAUGUCAUUGACACCAAUAGUACUAAUAAUACACAUGAAGUCAUACUCAUAGACGAUAUUGACAAACAAUAA